AAUAAUCUUGUCCAGAAAAUCAGGUUAGCAAGUGUACAUAUACUUUCUUUGUGAUUAAUUAGAUUCCUUAUUUUGGAGCCGCUUGUUAUAUAUUGUUUCUCAUUUGGUUAUUAAUGGAGUAUGAUGGUUUAUAUGAUUUCUCUGCAUGCUUUCAUUCAUAUGCCUAUAUGUUUCUACUUAAUUAUACUUUCAUACUUUAUAUUGACAUGCAACUAUAUAUAUGUAUACUCAUUAAAACUUUAAAUACACAUUUCUAAUAUAUAUUGAGACAAUAGUUCAAUUACAGGGCAUGCAUACAAAAAAAAAGCUAUAUAUAUUAUCAUUGCAUUCAUCAACUUGUUAUUGUCACAUAUGUAUAAAAAAAGAAAAAAGGUAUUGUACAGAAAGAUGUCUAUAAAAAUUUUAUAUGAUUUUUCUUGACAGAAGAGGAAAUGGAGAAGAAGGAUUUGAAACGAGAACAAGAAUGCACUUUUGAUGGUUCUGUAGAUCGUCAUGGAAGACCCGCCAUUCGAUCAAGAAGUGGAACAUGGGGUGCUGGUAUUUUGAUACUUGUGAAUCAAGGUCUUGCUACCCUGGCAUUUUUUGGAGUUGGUGUGAAUCUAGUGUUGUUCCUGACGAGAGUGAUGGGGCAAGACAAUGCUACUGCUGCAAACAAUGUGAGCAAAUGGACGGGCACUGUCUACUUGUUCUCUCUUCUUGGGGCUUUCCUCAGUGACUCAUAUUGGGGUCGAUACAAAACUUGCGCCAUUUUUCAACUCAUAUUUGUCAUUGGAUUGGUUUUGUUGUCACUGUCAUCAUACUUGUUCCUAGUGAAGCCGAGCGGUUGUGGGGAUGGGAAAACUUCUUGCGCACCUCAUUCCACUAUCCAUCUAGCACUAUUUUAUGUAUCGGUUUACCUAAUCGCCCUUGGAAAUGGAGGCUAUCAACCCACUAUUGCUACAUUUGGAGCCGACCAAUUUGACGAAGAUCAUCCCAAGGAGAGCCACUCAAAAGUUGCAUUCUUUAGCUACUUUUACUUGGCAUUGAAUCUGGGAAGUCUUUUCUCAAACACCGUGCUCGGGUAUUAUGAGGAUAAGGGCAUUUGGGCUAUUGGCUUCUGGGCAUCUGCUGGCUCUGCUACACUUGCACUGAUUCUGUUCCUGCUUGGAACACCAAUAUAUAGGCACAUCACACCAAAAGGCAACCCUUUUUCAAGAUUCUGUCAGGUUCUAACUGCAGCAUUUAGAAAAUGGAAAGUUGAAGUGGCCGAUAACGGAGUUUGUUUAUAUGAAGUACAAGGAAGUGAUCUUGCUGAUAAUGGAGGAAGAAAAAUACUUCAUACACAGGGAUUCAAAUUUCUAGACAAAGCUGCUGUAGUGACACAAGAAGAUGAUAACAUUAUUAAUCCAUGGCGGGUUUGCUCUGUAACACAAGUGGAAGAAGUAAAAUGCAUACUAAGACUCCUCCCGAUUUGGUUGUGCACUAUCCUCUACUCAGUGGUGUUCACUCAAAUGACAUCCCUUUUCGUGGAACAAGGUGCCGCAAUGAAAACAACCCUCUCGGGCUUUCACAUACCCCCGGCCAGCAUGUCCAGCUUCGACAUUCUAAGUGUCGCCUCUUUCAUCUUCAUUAGUCGCCGCAUCAUCAUUCCCAUUGUCUCUAGGUUUAGAAAAUCGGGGAAUGGCCUCACAGAGCUCGAGCGUAUGGGCAUCGGCCUCAUCAUAGCCGUGGCUGCCAUGCUCUCCGCGGGAGCUGUCGAACAUUUCCGGUUGAAAUAUGCGCGGGAAUCAGAGGAGGAGGAGUCGUCGAGCAGCUUGAGCAUAUUCUGGCAGAUACCACAGUACGUGUUGAUUGGGGCCUCGGAGGUCUUUAUGUAUGUUGGACAGUUGGAGUUUUUCAACAGUCAAGCACCGGAUGGGUUGAAAAGCUUCGGGAGUGCUCUUAGUAUGACUUCGAUUUCGUUGGGGAACUAUGUCAGCAGCUUGAUCGUCAGCAUUGUGAUGAAGGCCUCCACUUCUGAUGAUAUGCCCGGUUGGAUUCCUAGGAACCUUAACAAUGGGCAUUUGGACAACUUUUAUUACCUAUUGGCAGCUCUUACAACUGCUGAUUUUGUGGUCUAUGUGUUUUGCGCAAGAUGGUACAAGUACAUAAGGUUUGAGGACAGAAGUAGUAGUAGUAGUAAUAGAGGGGUUGUUAAUGAUGUGCUUGCGGUAUAAUUAAUUAAGCAUCUGUAUAUUUAUUUAUUUUCAUCUAUAUAUCAUACCAUCUAUGUGUAGUGUAUAUAUGAUGAGGACCGGAAUACCAUCAUCAUCAUCAUUCUCGAUGGAUCGUGUGUUUAUGUGGAGAUGUAGUUGCAAGGAAACUUAGAGGGAGGAGUGCUCAAACUUGGUUUCUUAACUCCUUUUAAGUGGAGCACUUGAAGUUGAAGACAUUCUUAAUGUAAACGUGUUUAAGCUUUCCAUUUUUUGUUGUUGUUUUAUUUAAAGUUUUUGCACAUAAGUACAUUUGAAUUAACUAUUCUACUUUGAUGAUUCACAAUNAAUAACAUUGAAA
Striga asiatica is the source of this 2532-nucleotide messenger RNA. The record is from the annotation of a GenBank genome assembly. Lineage: Eukaryota; Viridiplantae; Streptophyta; Magnoliopsida; Lamiales; Orobanchaceae.